Molecule: messenger RNA, 5193 nt
Organism: Penicillium maclennaniae
Lineage: Eukaryota; Fungi; Ascomycota; Eurotiomycetes; Eurotiales; Aspergillaceae
Exons: 2
Coding region: 1-5193 (1730 amino acids)
Biological process (GO): telomere maintenance
Cellular component (GO): nucleus
Source: RefSeq, a predicted model, not a curated record
AUGGUCGAGAUUCUCCCCGACCCUGCUCGGCCGCCCACACCCCCAAGGCCAGGCUCUCGCCUUGAAGAUCGAAAGUCGCCAGUCUCUCAAACUCCCGGGCAGUCAUCUCAACCAGACACCAGGGCUCCUCCAUCAAGUCGCGGUUCCAAACGCGUGACAUUCUCGCCAUGGCCACAUAUCACCGCCACAAUUCAGUCUCCACGGUUUCCCAAAAAGUCUAAGUCGAAGGACAGCCCGAACUUUAAGAGCCCGCUCUCAGUCGAUAACCGGCCGUUCAAAUCCAUUCUCAAAGAGACCAGCUCUCCGAUUCCUGUGUGGUCUCCUAAUGUUGAUACCUUCACCACCGAAUCGCUUGCCAUGCUCCUCGAAUCGGUCAUCCAGCAGUUAGCUGGAGAGUCCAUACCCUCUCGACUUGAUGCUUACAUGCAAUUUUUUGGAGCUUUGCGCACAUAUGAUGGAUUACCAGCGGGUAAAGACAUUGCUGAAAAAUUGGGCUUGAUCACAGACUUCAUCCAGCGUGAUGUCACUCGAAAUCUUGUAGACCCCGCGCCACUAGACACAAAUCUCGCCAUCCAGGCUUUGAAGCUCUGCAAUGCUUUUGUGUGGCACAAAGAAAUUUCAGCGCAGCUCUCGGAGGAUUUCAGGGUUUUCCUCGUGGAGCAUGCAAUCACUGGUCUCCAGGAAGGCAAAGCGCCCAAGUCCGUCUUGACACAUUACAUGUCUAUUCUGGCCACUCAAAACUUUGGUUCCAAAGUCAUGUCGAGUAACCGAGUCACUCGCAUCCUCACUGUUCUACAAGACGAGAACCAACGUAUCUCUGGUAAAGCGAUUGCGCUGCAUCGUUUGAGUAUCUAUCAGCGCCUUCUCACUCAAUCCAAGGGAACGUUUCUCUCCCAUUCUACACUUUGGGUUGAGCAACUGGUUCAUGGCCUUCUGAAUCAGGUGAAGGAAACCAGAGCUAAAGCCGUCGCCCUUGGAUUUCAGAUUUCCAUGGCUGCAGGACCAAGCCCUGGUGUCUCCAAGAGUAUCCGUGAGCUUUUCGAUCGACCUAUUGGAAGUGACAGGAAAAUGGCCGCCGAGGUUCACGAACGUAUGUCAAGAAUGAUGGGCUCUGUUGAUAGCGGAGCUCAUGUUCCACAGGUCUGGAGCAUUAUCGUUCUCCUACUUCGGAGUAAGAAGUGGAGAUUGGACCAGUGGGAACACUUCAAGGACUGGGUUCUUGUUCUUCAAAAGUGCUUCAACUGCAGCGAGCCCGUCAUAAAGGCACAUGCAAUUGUCAGUUGGAAUCGAUUCGUGUAUGCCGUCAGCCCCGACGAAACCACCGGUCUGGCUCUAUUGAAGAUGUUGGGCAGGCCGGUGCUUUCGCAAUUUGAGAAAAAGAAGUCGGAUAAGUCUGCAUCGCCACCCACACAACUUGCCUUGGCCAGCUAUUAUAACCUGCUUUACUACACUUUCCGUCCGUCUUCCUCUUAUCGAUACCUUGAUAUGAUUUGGGAGGAAUAUGUCGCCAUGCCAUCUGCAAGCACGUUCUCAACCUUACCGGCUCUCAGCGACAGCGCUUCCCGUGUAUUGGGGAACAUUUUGUGGACCCAACAAGCCAAGGUGUGGAGUGAAAAUCGAAUCAAUGACAACAGCAAGAUUGAAGUGGAGGAGAUUCCUUCGGUGGACCCAAAAUGGAUACGUUCGAGAGUAUCUGUGGUUUUAAGGGUCUUUGAGUCAUUGUUCAAGUCAUCAGUUUGGGAUGAUGAUGCACAUGAGCGUUCACAUAUUGCCUCGGCCUGGAACUGUCUUGUGAGUGCUUUGUCCCUUGCUUCUAGCAAAGAAAUUACACCAUCGGGCGAGUCUAUGCAGGCUGUUGCAAGUGCUCUUGGCCUACUUCAUCGUCUGUGGAUUGCCGGGCCGUCCUCCUUGAACGCACUUGGCGAUGAUUCUACGGAUCUCUUCUACGAAAGAUUCAGAUUCCUUUCCAAAACAGUUAUCCUCUCACUCGGCGGAAUUCCUUUUACCGAAAAGCUAUUCCUGAAGACUCUGGAUGGGACAUCCGAGACUGGUAGUACCCCCGCACAUCAUCCGUCCGGCGCAGGCACCAACCUGGAAAAUCCGAUUGUUCAUCUUCUGCGAAUAAUCAUGACAACCAACUCGAAAACAACCCCCACUAUUUCCUACAGUCGUCUGGUUGAUGAGACCCUUGGCGCGUCAUGCAAUGUCAGGAUCUCACGUGGGUCCCGUCUCGAACUUUUGCAGCAGUGUGCAAAUAUUAGUACCGGAAGGUCUCCUCAUUCUUCUCAUCUGUCGUUGUUUCAAGAAGAAGUUUGGAAAUCUAGCGCCCGAGCGGCUGCAGAUGCCCUACGGUCAUUCCCAGUCGAGUCUGCCCGCGAGCGUGAUGGUUCUGUCUCACGCGAUUAUGACAACGUCAUCAAGAUUCUGUUGUCUGGUUUGCAGUUCACAGAUUGCUCCGAAGAGUGGUCAAAUCUACUAGGUGCGUUCAUGCAUGUAGUGGAAACAGAGAAGGGUGAUCAAAUUACUUUGAUUGUCGCGCCUCUCGCCGAAGGCCUUCUAUUCGUUCCCACUGAAGUCUCCCAUCGGUAUCUUACAGCACUACUCAACCAUGCCUCUUCGAUUUUCUUCACACGAGAGACUGGGCUGGGAACCGCGAAUACUAUCACUCAGCAGGAAAGCUCAUCAUCGAUUCCUGCACAGCUGGUCGAGGCGAUCGCAUCAACCCUGCAGUUGGCAUACAGACUUGUUGGUUCUCCAAAGACCGAUGGUCUGGAUGAGUUCCUGAAAUCCUUCUCUGUCGUUCUCGGAUCUGGCACAAAGCAUUUCCGCUCUAAUUUUCUUCUCGUGUUACAACCCACCCUUGCUGCGUGGAUGAAAGAUGAAGAACAAAAGUUUGAUGGUGUAGAUAGCCGAAUUAAGAAUGCGUAUCGAACACUGUCAGGUGCCAUUAUUACCGUGCUAGAUACCUGCGUUGGCGACACUGGGGACUAUAAGAACUUUGGCUGUCUAAUUCGCGAAGGGCUGGAGUCGACUCAAAUGUCAAGAGCCCUGGACUUCCUUGGCUUCUGGGAACAGUCGGAGACAGCUCGCAAAGCAUUCUCUGAUUCGAGUGCAAUGGAGGAUAGUGCACGCCAAAGCAGGGCUCGACUGAUUGCUUCCAACUUCAUUCCUGAAGAGCAUGUUGAUAUUGAAAAAGUGAGUUUCAUCCGGCUCAUUCUCGUUGGUCCUCCUAUUGACUCCUGGGAAUCCCAGACGUUGAAUCCGGACAGCCCUAGUUACAAACCUACAAGCCCCGAUCUUCCUCAAUCACGCGUGAACUCAUCACAUGGCUCCAUCGCCUCACCCACCCUUGAAAGAAAGCCUGCCAAUGCUGUUGAAAGUGCAGAGUCGGUUGAACCCCAGUUGCCUGAUGUACAACCUGAGCUCAAAGACGAUCAACUCACCGACGACAUUUUUAGAGCUCAUUUCCCAGCCAACCGAAGAGAUUUCUUCAAGGAGCUUGCUAACAUCGGGUCCUCUUCUCCUGUGAACACUUCUGGAAAACCUGGCUACGAUACGCCAGUCUACCUGCGCAGGCUGCAAAGCUCGCAUAAAAGCUGUGAAAUUCCGUUGACACCAACUCUUGCUCCUGCGGAGAACGAUGAGUGUUUCGUCGGCUCUUCGCCAACUCCCGCAACUCGGGAUCCGACACCGGCCAUGAACUCAGAUUUUCCUCUAUUGAAGCAUCAAGAUAUCAUGAUGACCGAUGCUUCAGAUCCCCCGUCCUCGCCGCCGGGGCUGGAUUCGCGCAGUCCCAGUCCCAACAAAAGCCUAAAACGCAAGAAAAAUGAACGGCGGAGGUCUGCAAAAGCCAAGGAAGCGAUGCUUCGUCGUGCAGCCGAGCAGCAAACCGAUAUGAGCAACACUGCCUCAUUGAAUUCACACAACAAGCACGCCGCAGAUUCCGCCAAGGACGAUGUGCCUGAAGACCCUAAGGAAAAUAAAGCAGCUGAUCAAUCGGAUGAAAGGCCACCCAGCCGUCGCACGCGGUCUGCUUUGGGUCAUGGCGCGUUCAAUGACCAGAAUCCUAAAUGUAUUGCACCAAUUGACACGCCCAUCAAGGACACUGAAUCUUCUCCCGUGCAGAAUUCCAAAUCCAAAACUGCGUCUAAAAAGAAAAGGAGAAAGAGGAAUUCAUCGAAGCUAUCGAAUGAGGAGAGCCAACAAACGGAACAUGUUGAUAUCAAUGACCCUCCCAUCUCAGCUCCAGAGCCAUUGCUAGAGCCAGCGCCAGCUCCGGACUACUCAAUUGAUUCCUCUAGUGAGGACGUGGAAACGCAAAUAGCAUCUCAGCUUGAACAAGACUUGGAACUCGCGGUCGAUUUGCGUGAGAACAUUGACGAAGUCCAGCGUGAAGAGCAACCGCGUUCACCAGUCUCUACAAAGAAGAGGAAGCGGGAUGAUAAUGAAUCUCGUACGCCCACAGCAAAGGAGCGGCGUCGGUCAACCAGGCUUUCAUCGACCAAAGAAAUCGAUGCCGGUGACUUGAAUGAAGUGGAUAGCUCUUCAGUCAACUUUUCGUCUCCAACGCUGCGCCGCUCUACCCGUGGCUCUCAAAGGAAUGAAGAAACCAUAAACGGUAUCUCCGAAUCGGUCCAGGAGCACAAUGAAGAUAAAGUUACUCUGCGACCACCUUCGAAGCGAUCACGCAAACUCGCCCGCCUCGAAGGUCAGUCCAUCCAAGCCAGCACUGAGGAGAGUUCGAGUCAAGCCGGGUCAAUCCCGGGCACCCGCUCUCGCAAAACACGUUCUUCUAGACGCCAAAGCAAAUUCCUUGAAGAUCAACACGAUGGUCAGGACGUGAUUCCCGACAGCCUCCCACUCGUCUCGACCGAGGAGGCCACCGACUCACAAAUGACAGACAUGGGCUCUUCCAUUGAUGUACAAACGAACGAUGAAACUGAUAUUUCUCAUCACCCAAGGCCCAGUGUGGUGAUCCAAGAAGUGGUGAACAUCGAUAAUGCUGAAUACCACACUACACCACAACUCCCUCAUUCCAAUAUUACCGGAGAAGGCAUCUCCGAGUCACUCAAAAAGCUCCUGAGUGACAUGAAAUCGGCCGCUUUGGGACCCAAUGCCCUCCGCGAGGUCGACGACUUGCUUUUCAACAUUCGUAUCGAAGCGCAUGAGGCAUCACGCCGGUACAAUGCAUAG